Molecule: messenger RNA, 911 nt
Organism: Dermacentor silvarum
Lineage: Eukaryota; Metazoa; Arthropoda; Arachnida; Ixodida; Ixodidae
Exons: 3
Coding region: 29-505 (158 amino acids)
Cellular component (GO): extracellular region
Molecular function (GO): chitin binding
Source: RefSeq, a predicted model, not a curated record
CACUCUGGCAGCCCAUACGAAUCGGAAUAUGGAAGCUUUAAUUGGUUACCUCUGCGUCGGUGCCUUUGUGAUGCACGCUGCUGUGGCCGAUACCAGGGUGAAGCGGCUUGCAUACGACCUCGCAGACGGCGCCAAUCUGGUCGUGGGGCCGGUGACGAAAACCUUCAGGUGCCGGCGGAGUGGCUACUUCGCCGACGUGUCCAAUUACUGCCGGGUGUACCACGUGUGCCACAAGGUGCGCCACGCCGACGGCUCUUCCGAGAUGCAACACUUCAGCUUCUUCUGCGGCAACCAGACGGUUUUCAACCAGCUAAGCCUGACCUGCACAUAUCCGGAGGACGCUGUGCCUUGUCGCAAAGCACCAAACUUCUUCUAUCUCAACGAUCGCAUUGGCAUCGAGAACGCACUCUUACUCACUGACACUGACGUUGGUCUUGCCAACGCAGCAGGGUUCGGUACCAGGCUUGCUGGCGGUGGUCGGACGUCGUCGCGUGUGUUUGGAUAGCCGUCAGCUAUUGGUCUCUUGAUUUAGGAUGCAAGGUGGUUAAAGAUAGGCAGAAACCCAAACCCCGUAUGUGCCUUACUCGCCUCUACCAUUAACCUCACCGAAGAGUUUAUAACGCAUUACCGCCUACUCCCCCUCCGUCCCUCCUUCCCUUCUUUCCCCGCAUAUAAAGCCACAAACUCCUAAAUUAAGCAGAAAGGUAACUCUUCUUCACCCACUGUAUCCGAGGUCACCACGCUCAACAUUUUCUCAAUUCACUUCUAUCCAUUCUCGUACAAAUUAGAAGCAAAGAAGCCAACACGCACCAAAGGAAAGACGAAGGUGUGGACGUUUGAUUCUUUGUCUUCUUUAGCUGUGCUGUUUCACUUUACCCUGAAGAAACCAACCAGCUCUCAGCAACAUGAUA